GCUCCGUCCUAUUGGAUUCCUUCAACCCAGUCAGGACCAACUCGUGCUGACGGUCUUCUGUCCGGCCUCGCCUGGUCGGCCAACACCUCGACAGCCAUUCCGCAACUUGGCGGCCAGAGGCUAGUUUCUUCGUUGGUGCCAAGGCAACCACGUCGCCUGCCAACAGACGAUGUCUACUUUGCUGCUGUCGCCUGUCUGUCGCGUUGCCUUAGCGAGAUCGGCAAGAUCAUGUCUUUGCUGUUGCUCACUCGACUGCUAGCGUCGCCACGGCAACUGGCCUCUGUAGCUGCCCGUCGUGACUGUUUCCACGACCUGGCCCUCGGCCUAGGACAUGUAAUCGCCUACCUCGUGCGCAAAUACGCCGUGUCCGCCUCGCCUUCAGUCUAUAGGUCGGUCAGAGGAUCAGGUUGUUCCGUCGUCAGGCCAACGGUAGAGCCUGGCGCCCCGACGACCGAGGGUCAAAGUCGCGUGUUGGCGACAGAUCUGGUUCGACCGUGGAGCGAUCAGGUGAGCCGAUGA
Protopolystoma xenopodis is the source of this 519-nucleotide messenger RNA. The record is from the annotation of a GenBank genome assembly. Lineage: Eukaryota; Metazoa; Platyhelminthes; Monogenea; Polystomatidea; Polystomatidae.